This is a messenger RNA of Hylaeus volcanicus, 2990 nucleotides long. RefSeq lists its product as uncharacterized. Gene Ontology annotation, cellular component: endoplasmic reticulum membrane. Gene Ontology annotation, biological process: protein N-linked glycosylation; oligosaccharide metabolic process. The record is from RefSeq and is a predicted model, not a curated record. Gene Ontology annotation, molecular function: Glc3Man9GlcNAc2 oligosaccharide glucosidase activity. Bases 151 to 2586 code for a protein of 811 amino acids. Lineage: Eukaryota; Metazoa; Arthropoda; Insecta; Hymenoptera; Colletidae. The transcript has 4 exons.
UUCAGUUUUUACAAAACAAAUAGUAAAUUUAUGCCAAAUAUAACCUAUUAAAAAUAAAUCGUACCGAACGAAUGAAAAACAAAAUUCUUGAUUUGAAUUCACAAUUUACACCAACUAUUAAAAUAUUGUUGCACCAUAAGAAUAAAUAUAAUGGCUAAGAUUAAAACACAAGAUAGACCGAUAAAAAUAAGGAACAAAAUUUUAAAUUCCGGUAAUACUAAAAAAGAAAGUACAUUAAAAAUGCCAGUAUUAAAUAUUACUGCAGUUUUAUGCAUUGCCAUAGCUAUGUGGUUUAGCUAUAAAGGAUACCUUGAAACCAGAGUAAAUGCACCAUAUGAUGUAGAAAAGCUAGUUACAGCAACCGGAUUAGAAGUUGCAGACAGAUAUUGGGGCACGUAUAGGUCAGGUGUAUACUUUGGUUUGAAAACCAGAGAUCCACAUUCUUUGGUGACAGGAUUGAUGUGGUAUUUCCCACAUCUGUUGCGUCAAGAUGGUAGUGGCCUUCGACAUUGGUGUGAACAAGGAGAUAGAUUAGACAAAUAUGCCUGGUUAGAACAUGAUGGAAGAUCUUUUGGUGUCCAGGAAAUAGUGGAUAAUUCUGCUGUUUUAAAUACUACAUUUGUCAAGAGACCUGGUGGUACACAUGGAGGAGAUUGGACAGCAAGAAUUGCUGUAACAUCUGAAAAUGGAAUGAGGGAUGGGGAAGAAAUUUCAUUACUUUUUUACACUGCCAUUGAGGAACAUACCAAGGGAUGGAUUAAAGCUAAUCUUGGUGAUGAGAACCAUAUAACAGGCUUAGGAGGAAACACCCAAGGAUUGGGCUCCUUUACCAUAGAUUUUAAUGUAAUACACGGGACUGUAGAAGAGCACUCUUUUUUGUCAACUGUUGCCCCUGGGUUGAAUCUAUUGAAAGAAACUGUGCUUCAAAACCUUAGAAUAGCAUCUCAAAAAGGUUCUUCAAAGAAACAUAUAGUUCUAGCAGGUGAACAAAUACCAUUAUCGUCUGAUGAAAAAAAUAAAAAUCCAAAUUUUAUUGUAACCCAAAUAACAGGAAAAAUUCCUUUCGAAAUCGAAGUCAGUUACGAGUCGGGUAGUUUUAUAAAUAGGAUCGAUAAAUUAACUGGAAAAAAUUACGAUCGUACUUUGGAAAAGCAACGAAAAUUAUUCGACACGAAAUUCGAAGAAAUAUUUAAAUUGAGAUCGAAAGGUUACACAGAAGACGAAAUUGCAUUCGCGAAAAUGGCACUGUCGAAUAUGUUAGGCUCCAUAGGCUAUUUCUAUGGAAAUUCACAAGUACAGAGCCAAUAUACUAAAGGACCUGUGCCUUAUUGGAAAGCACCUUUGUAUACCGCUGUACCUAGUAGAAGUUUCUUUCCACGAGGUUUCUUGUGGGAUGAAGGAUUCCAUGGCUUACUCAUAGCAGCCUGGGACUUAGAAAUCGAAUUAGAUAUCAUAAAUCAUUGGUUUGAUUUGAUGAACGUCGAAGGCUGGAUUCCGAGAGAAAUGAUUUUGGGUCAAGAAGCUCUAGCGAAAGUCCCAGACGAGUUCGUGACUCAAAUAAAUACGAAUGCUAAUCCUCCAACGUUUUUCUUAACUUUGGAUUUCAUUCUUAAACACAAUCGUAAGGAAAUGUUGAAUAAACAUUAUGAAUUUCUCGAUAGAUUGUAUCCUCGCCUUCAAGCAUGGUUUAAUUGGUUUAAUACUACGCAAGUUGGAGACUUGCCAAGUACAUACAGAUGGCGAGGUAGAGAUGGAACUACCAAUAGAGAACUAAAUCCAAAGACACUCACAUCUGGAUUAGACGAUUAUCCUAGAGCCUCUCAUCCAAACAUCGACGAACGACACGUUGACUUACGUUGCUGGAUUGCAUUUGCCGCCGAUAUUAUGUUUCAAAUUAGCGAAAUUUUAAAUCAUCCGAACGAUAAGUAUCACGAGACCUACCAAUAUUUAUCAGAUAAUGAUUUAUUAAAUGCUCUACAUUGGUCCCCAAAUACGCAAAUGUAUGCUGACUUUGGAUUGCAUACUGACAAAGUAUCUUUACGAAGACCAGUUCCACCUCCAAGAUCGCAUGCACAAUCGUCAGAGAUGAUACGGAUUGUCUCGGAAGAUCCAACUUUAAGAUACGUGGAUACAUCUUUCGGUUACGUUUCAUUGUUCCCAUUUAUUUUGCAAAUAAUUGGCCCUGAGUCGCCACAGUUAGGCAAAAUAUUACAGGACUUAACGAAUCCCAAUCUUUUGUGGACGAAAUAUGGUUUACGCUCGCUUACAAAGACAUCGCCAUUAUACAUGAAAUAUAAUACUGAACACGAUGCUCCUUAUUGGCGAGGAGCUAUUUGGAUGAAUCUAAAUUAUUUAACAGUACGAGCGACACGGUAUUAUUCCAAUAUCGAAGGUCCUUAUCAGGACAACGCAAAAACUGUUUAUCAGAAUUUAAGGAAGAAUUUAAUACAGAACGUCAUCAAGCAAUACAAAAAAUCUGGAUACAUGUGGGAAAACUAUGGAGAUACUCUAGGAGAAGGCAAGGGUAGUCACCCGUUCACUGGUUGGACUUCUUUAGUUGUGCUACUUAUGGCAGAAAUUUAUUAAUUGUAGAGUUAUAUAUUAUGUAUACUUACUUCCAUGAGUACUACUUUAAUAAUAGCGAAAUCAAAAGACAUUGUUUCCAUAAAAUACGAGAAGAAAAAAAGAAUUUAAAAAGGAGAUUUAGAAAGAUUUUCAUAAAAUACAAGUAUACAGAGUGGAUCAUUAAAAUACGAAUCCUAAAACAUUUCUGUUGCUUUUAAGAAAUUAUAAGAAACAUUGCAAUAGAGAUGCAUUAAGCUACACAGAAGCAUGUUUGAACACUCACUUAUAACAUGUAUUAUAAUCACAUAAAGUUUAUUAUGUGUGAAGACUAUUUUAAUUAUGAACUUAAGUAUAAGUAAACAUUGCAAUAAUACUUGAGUCUGUACAAAAUAAAAUUGUCUAUAAUUUCUAUAUUUUUAACACCA